AUGCGAGAUGGAUUGCUCUGCGGCACAUUGCUCAAAUUGAUGCACUGCCUGAGCGACACAAUAAGCAUUGAGCUUAGUGUGAUCAAAUCUGAGCUGCUUGAGCAUGCUCAGCUACACCAAGGUCACACUAAAGAGGGAGUUAUGGUGCCGUUUGGAUUGUACCUUACGACAUCAUCCCAUGAACUGCUAGAGCCGGCCGAGGCCACCGUGGCCGCCACCCCGGCCCUGCCUCUAGCGCAGGAACCGAUCGAGAAGAUUCGCGAAAACGAUUCUUCGACAGCUGAAUCAGGAUCAGCCGAGCCGACCACAGCGGACGAGUCUUCAGCGACACAGCCAGGCAAAAAGCGCAAACGAGCCGUCGCAACCCCCAAGCGGACACCGUCCAACCCGUGGCCCGACACGUUCAAGCAACUGUCACGCACCCACCGCGCUCUCAACCUCGUAUACACCUUCUGUUGCACUCGAAAACACUUUGUCACCACGUUCAGCAACAUCAAACAAGCCGUGCAAGCGCAGUUGCAGGGUCAAGAGCUGACAGUGGAGGACAUUGCUCGUGUUCGGGUUCUCGUCCCACGAGCAGUUCGUUUUGAAUACGUUGACGAUGACAAGCUGGAGCUUAUGACCACCGGAGAGCGAGAGGUUAAGCAGCUGGGAUAUGGUCGGGAUAUGCUUCCCGAUGCGGAUGGUGUUCCAACAAAGACCCUUCUAUUCGAGCUCGUUGAUCAAGACCUCAAGCGGGAAGUGAGACAUGCAAAGACCGGAGAACCGACCAAGCCUCGUCGCAAAAUGAAAAAUGAGGAUCUCAAAAUGCCGGUAUACAGUCAGAAGCAGAUGCUAGCCCUCAUUGAAAAACGGAACAAGAAGUUCACCGACGCCAUCGACGACUUCCUUAUCCGCUGCGAGGACGACAAAGUCGAUCCUGUUCAACGACUAGAAGCAGAGAAGGAUGCAUGGAUUCCCGUGCCCCCAGACGAAGAUGCGAUGACGGUCAUGGCGUCGGUGAAAGCGCCACCCCAGAUUCCCAAGGUUCGGAAAUCAAUGUCCGAAAUCGUGGAAGAGAUUCGACGGAUGGAUUGGUAUACGGCACAGAUUGUCCCAGAAGGGCAUCGGGUCUUUGAAGCACAGCCUCCCAUAUACGCAGAACUGAACUUCCAACUCUCUCAGAAUCUGGUUAAUGCCCUCUAUAACACUAAAGGCAUUACCCAAUUCUAUGCCCACCAGACCGAAGCCAUCAAUCAUCUGUACGAUGGCCACAAUGUUAUUGUCUCCACUUCAACUAGCUCCGGAAAAUCGUUGAUUUACCAGGUGCCCAUGCUACACGAACUGGAGAAAGACCCUGCCAGCCGCGGAAUGUACAUCUUUCCCACCAAGGCCUUGGCACAGGACCAGAGACGCAGUAUGCAGGAACUGCUCCAGUUCUUGGAUGGCCUACAGGACACCAUCGUUGAGACAUACGACGGAGACACCCCUAUGGCUGCACGAAAUCACAUUCGAGAUGAGGCGCGCAUCAUCUUCACCAAUCCCGACAUGUUACAUAUCACUAUCCUGCCUCAAGAAAGCUCUUGGCGUACGUUUUUGAAGAACCUGAAGUUCGUCGUCGUCGACGAGCUGCAUGUCUACAACGGAUUAUUCGGAUCCCAUGUCGCAUUCAUCAUGCGUCGUCUGCGACGUAUCUGCGCCGCUGUAGGAAAUCGCCAAGUGCGGUUCAUCUCCUGCUCGGCUACGGUAGCCAACCCGGAAGCGCACAUGAAAGCCAUUUUCGGGGUUGAAGAUGUCAAAUUGGUCGACUUCGAUGGCUCACCGUCGGGUCGCAAGGAAUUUAUGUGCUGGAAUACGCCAUUCAAAGAUCCAAACGACCCAGCCUCCGGCCGCGGGGACAGCGUCGCUGAAACCGCACGCCUGUUCUGCCAGCUAAUCUUACGUGGUGCUCGAGUAAUCGCGUUCUGUCGGAUACGCAAAAUGUGCGAGGUUCUCCUACAAGCUGUGCGAACAGAAUGCCAGAAUCUCGGUCGCGUUGAGGUUGCGAAGCUCGUCAUGGGCUAUCGCGGCGGCUACAGCCCGCAAGACCGACGCAUCAUCGAGAAGGACAUGUUUGAGGGUCGGCUAAUGGGCAUCGUGGCCACCAAUGCGCUAGAACUGGGAGUUGACAUUGGCUCCCUAGACGCCGUCAUCACUCUUGGCUUUCCCUAUUCUAUCUCCAACCUUCGCCAGCAAAGUGGCCGCGCCGGUCGGCGUAACAAGGAUUCACUCUCGGUUCUGGUGGGCGAUCGCUAUCCGACCGAUCAACAUUAUAUGCGCAACCCCGAGGAGCUGUUCACGAAACCUAACUGCGAGCUUCAAGUUGAUCUGACCAACGAACUUGUCCUUGAAGGCCAUAUCCAGUGUGCCGCUUUCGAGAUGCCCAUCCGCCCCGACGAAGACAGCGCCUACUUUGGACCCCAGCUUGCCGAGUUCGCCGCAACUCGCCUCACCCGUGAUGCUUUGGGUUAUUAUCACUGUCACGAGCGCUUCCGACCGCAACCAUCCCGCAGUGUCGCCAUUCGCGAUACCGAAGACCAGCAUUUCGCUGUCAUCGACACUACCAAUUCCCGCAACGUUGUCCUCGAAGAAGUCGAAGCUUCGCGCGCCUUCUUCACCAUCUAUGAAGGGGGGAUCUUCCUCCAUCAGGGCCAAACAUACCUUGUACAAGAGUUCUACCCCGACCGCCACUUCGCGCGCGUCAUCCGGGUCCAUGUCGACUGGAACACGAUGCAACGGGAUUACACCGACAUCGACCCCAUCGAGACCGACUCCAUCCGCUUCAUCAACCAAAACCCAUUCACCAUCAGCGCCUCAAACGCCCAAGCCCGAAGCCGCUCCGUCGAUUUCCCCGCGGAACCCGCCACGCGCGCCUUCUUCGGCUCGAUCCGCAUCCAUGCCGUGGUGUACGGGUUCUUCAAGAUCGACAAACGCGGCCGCAUCCUCGACGCCGUGACGGUCGACAACCCGCCGAUCGACAUCUACACGAAAGGCAUGUGGCUAGACAUCCCCAAGCGAGCCCUGGACAUCCUGCGCUCGCACAACCUAAACAUCGCCGCGGCCAUCCACGCCGCCGAACACGCCAUCCUCUCUCUCCUGCCGACCUUCGUGAUCUCCUCCCCGGGCGACGUGCGCACCGAGUGCAAGGUCGCGAAGAAGGAACUCGGCCGCGGGCUGCGACUGGCCGCGGACGACGGCCGGACCAAGCGGCAACUAGAAUCCAAGGUCCAGAAGAUUCUGCAGCCCCCCGCGCGUCAGCGACCCGCGCGCUUGACCUUCUACGACGCCAAGGGCGGGUCCUGCGGCUCCGGUAUCGCGAGCAAGGCCUUCGAAUUCGUCGACGUCCUGCUGCGUCGCGCCGUCGCGCGCAUCGAGGCCUGUCAGUGUCUCACGCCGCAGGGCUGUCUGGAGUGCGUCUGUGACGAGCGGUGCAAGGAGAUGAAUGAGGUCAUGAGUAAGGCGGGCGCUGGGGUCGUGCUGCGCUGUCUGCUGGGGUGGGAGGUGGAUGUCGAUGCGCUGCCGUGGGGCGAGGAGGUGGAUUUGAGCGCGGUAUGUGGGGUCGGCGGCGAGGAGCUGCGAGGUGGUCUGGAGACGGUCGUGCCUGCGGCUGAGGUGCCGCUGCGGUCUUAG
Molecule: messenger RNA, 3648 nt
Organism: Aspergillus homomorphus CBS 101889
Lineage: Eukaryota; Fungi; Ascomycota; Eurotiomycetes; Eurotiales; Aspergillaceae
Product: ATP-dependent 3'-5' DNA helicase
Exons: 3
Coding region: 1-3648 (1215 amino acids)
Molecular function (GO): ATP binding; nucleic acid binding
Source: RefSeq, a predicted model, not a curated record